UAAUAAUUUUUGAUGUGUUGAUAUAGUAACGCACUUGGCACUUGGCACUUGGCAGUGGCACCUAUUACAUAACCUUAAACUACUCUCGUACUCACCUGCACUGCUCUCUCUCUCUCUCUCUAUUUCUCUCUUUGCUAUUGCAGUGAAUGAGUGAGUGAGUGAUUCUCUUCCCUUAGCUUCCGCAUCAAAUGAAUCCAUAGUCAUACUCAUCACACAAUAGCAAUGUCCAUAAACCAGUACUCGUGCUGGAACCAGCAGCAGCAGCAGCAGCAGCAAGCCGCCACGUGGGUGGCCGAUUCUAACAGUCCGCGUUUCAACCUGAACAAGGAGGAGGUGGUGGCGGCGGAGCAGGAAGAGGAGAAAGAAGCGAUGUUCGAGAAGGCUCUGACGCCGAGCGACGUGGGGAAGCUGAACAGGCUGGUGAUCCCCAAGCAGCACGCGGAGAAGCACUUCCCGCUAGAGUCGUCCUCGAAGGGCCUCUUGCUGAGUUUCGAAGACGAGUCCGGUAAGUGCUGGCGAUUCCGUUACUCUUAUUGGAACAGUAGCCAGAGUUACGUUUUGACCAAAGGAUGGAGCCGUUACGUCAAGGACAAACGCCUCAACGCUGGCGACGUCGUUUUGUUUCACAGACACCGCAUCCACCCUCACCGCUUCUUCAUCUCCUCCACCCCUCGCCAAACCCCACCCUCCUAUCCUCACUCUCACUCUCUAGGUGGAGGGUCCCAAGCCCAAGCCCAAGCCCAAGGACAGAAGGAAACCACAGCGGCUUCAAGUGGGAGGGUGCUCAGGCUGUUUGGGGUGAACAUGGAAUGCCAACCUCAACCUCAACCUCAUCAUGAUUCCCAAAACUCCACCCCACAAUGCUCUUACUCUUUCUCUCCAUAUUCUUCUUCAAACCCUCACCCUCGCCAUCACAUGCUACAUCAACAACAACCAUACUAGAAAUGCCCUCUCUCUUUAUUAGAUUCUCCUCUCUUUUUUUCUUCUUUUUUUCUUUUCCCUUUCCAGCUUCAGGGUUAAGGUAUACAUGCCCUUAAUUAAUUUUAGUCAAUGACCCUAGGUCAUUAACACCGACCCCUCACAGCAACCCUUCUUUAUUAUAACUAGUAUAUUUAGGUUGACGUUGAAGAUUAUAGAGGAUCUUUCUUGUCUUCA
This is a messenger RNA of Cajanus cajan (pigeon pea), 1155 nucleotides long. Its product is annotated as B3 domain-containing protein At2g36080. NCBI's taxonomy places the organism in Eukaryota, Viridiplantae, Streptophyta, Magnoliopsida, Fabales, Fabaceae. Gene Ontology annotation, molecular function: DNA binding; DNA-binding transcription factor activity. The record is from RefSeq and is a predicted model, not a curated record.